AGAAAAUGAACGUCCAGAACCACAGGCAACAGGUCCAGCUACUCCCUACACCCCUGUCGGAGAUGGGAUGGUGCGAGCAGCUCUCAACGGGACUCACACACACCGCCUGCGGGACAAACCGCGAGGAGGACACCGCGACCAGUCUCACAGAGCCAGUCACUGUCAUCUAAACCGGCCUGACCGACCCACAUCCAUUGAGCGAUGGCGGAUGAGGAACUGGUGAAGAAGAUGGUACGGGCGGUGCUCCAGUCCACUAAGAGUGGCGUGUCACUGUCUAACCUGCAGGUAGAGUAUAAAGACCUGACGGGUGAGCUCAUACCUUAUAAACAGUUGGGGUAUGCCACGCUGGAUGCCCUCCUGCACAGCAUGCCUUCGGUCGUGAAACUGGAUAAAGGGCAGUCUGGGGAGGUGGUAUGCCAUGCUACCACAGGAAACGAGAUGACCCACGUUACUAAGCUUGCGGCCCGUCAGCGCACAGCUAAGAGGACCGGCCGACCUCAAGUGGUGAACUGUCAAAUGAGAGUCAAACCAGCAGCUCCUCUUGCACUGAAUGCAAGGCCAAGGACAUCUUUGAGACAGCCCGACCAUUGUGGACAUCUGGGGCGAGGUGGAGGUCGUGGAGGGGGACAUGGAGACCCCCUUCCUCGCACAGGAAGCUUGAGGGACUCCCAGCCUGAUGGGAAAGGAGGCAGACCCCACAACACACCCACAAGAAGACCCUCCCUUCCCUCAGAAAGAUCAGACAAAAGAAUGACACUUCCCUCCAGAUUCCAAAAAGAAGUCCAUGCCCAUCUCUCCCAAAACCAACAGCAGAGCAAUGCCCCUUCUAUCCUGAAUGAAAACACAACUCCAUCAAAACCUAGGCUGCCUCAUUCUGCGCCUUACAGUCCCAAGCUGGUGCAGUCCCGUCUUAAAGAGGUUCUUAACAAGCACAGCAAUGGCCUCUGGGUAUCCAAGCUGCCUCAGCUGUAUCGAGAGCAUUAUAAACAAGACCUACCCAGUGAAGCCCUGAAAGACCUGGAACACUGGACGCACAUUUGUACUGUUGAAAAACCAUGCAGUACCAAACCUCAAGAGUUGCUGCUGUACCCUGCUAAAGAAACUAGCCAGAUUACCCCACAUAGUGCUGCUACACCCCCCACCCAUGACAAAUCCCCAUUUCAUCACAAAAAACCUCAGACUCAAAGAUCAUCUGCCACUUCCAAAUCAAGCACUCCGGCAUCCCCUAGGGAUCUACCACCCGACGUCAAGCAGAAGCUUGGAGAUCUGCUCUUGAAAUACAGCAGUGGCCUGUGGGCCCACGCUCUGCCUAAACUGUAUCAGGACACAUAUAAAUGUAAACUACCGGAGUUUGUGCUGGACCACCUCACCCUGCUUUCAGAUAUAUGCACGAUUGACUACCCCAUGCCGGACAACCCCAAAAGAGCAAUUCUGUAUGCAAAAGUAGUAGAAGACGAGAACCGUAACCAGUCGGGAUUGGCUGGCUCAGAGACGAAAGAAGCAGUAGAGCGCAGUUUGAGCAGCCAGACUGUUCCUCCUCUUGUCAUCCCUAGAGAGGAAUACCCUUCUGUCCUGGUGGUGGAAGCAGGUGACACAAACAGCGUCAUUCUGAGGUACAUAGGUGAAGGUUACUCUAAGGCACAGGAGAAGUUAGAAGAUGAAAUGAGAGAGUUCUAUGGGCAAGACAGCAACAAGGUGGCUCUGACUUCACCAUUAACAGGUCAGCUGACUGCUGUAUGUGCUGAGGAAGAGGAGGAGAUCCUCCGAGCACAAGUCUGUGAGGUCAUGGCCGACAAGGUCAAGGUGCCUCUGUGUAUUUGUCUGCAGAAUAAAAAUGCUGUCUUGUUGUUCGGUUUGCAGGUUGAAAAACCAUGCAGUACCAAACCUCAAGAGUUGCUGCUGUACCCUGCUAAAGAAACUAGCCAGAUUACCCCACAUAGUGCUGCUACACCCCCCACCCAUGACAAAUCCCCAUUUCAUCACAAAAAACCUCAGACUCAAAGAUCAUCUGCCACUUCCAAAUCAAGCACUCCGGCAUCCCCUAGGGAUCUACCACCCGACGUCAAGCAGAAGCUUGGAGAUCUGCUCUUGAAAUACAGCAGUGGCCUGUGGGCCCACGCUCUGCCUAAACUGUAUCAGGACACAUAUAAAUGUAAACUACCGGAGUUUGUGCUGGACCACCUCACCCUGCUUUCAGAUAUAUGCACGAUUGACUACCCCAUGCCGGACAACCCCAAAAGAGCAAUUCUGUAUGCAAAAGUAGUAGAAGACGAGAACCGUAACCAGUCGGGAUUGGCUGGCUCAGAGACGAAAGAAGCAGUAGAGCGCAGUUUGAGCAGCCAGACUGUUCCUCCUCUUGUCAUCCCUAGAGAGGAAUACCCUUCUGUCCUGGUGGUGGAAGCAGGUGACACAAACAGCGUCAUUCUGAGGUACAUAGGUGAAGGUUACUCUAAGGCACAGGAGAAGUUAGAAGAUGAAAUGAGAGAGUUCUAUGGGCAAGACAGCAACAAGGUGGCUCUGACUUCACCAUUAACAGGUCAGCUGACUGCUGUAUGUGCUGAGGAAGAGGAGGAGAUCCUCCGAGCACAAGUCUGUGAGGUCAUGGCCGACAAGGUCAAGGUGUACUACGUGGAUCAUGGCUUUUCUGAAGUCAUCAGCAAGAGCAAACUAUUUGAGUUACAUGAGAAGUUUUAUAGAUUGCCUUUCCAAGCCACCAAAUGUAAACUAGCAGGCCUGGAGUCAUUCAGUCAGGAGCAGGCAGUACUGAAGAGGUUUGAGUCAAUGGCCACUGGCAAGAUCCUAUUGGCUGAGAUCUUAGUGCGUCAGGAAGUGCCUGUGGUGGUCCUGUAUGACACAUCACAAGAUGAUGAUAUCAACAUCAAUGCUGCCUGUAUGAAAGCUCUACAAGACAAAUCCUUAGAGAGUCCCUUAAAGGUGAACAGUGCCUACAUGAAUGUGAAUGUGAGCAGCGUUUGCUCAGAUGGGACGAUCUACUGUCAGGUGCCCUCCAGAGGCCUGACUAAACUCAACGAAAUUCUGGAGAGGACCGAAAACUAUUUACAUUCCCAGGUCACAUCAGAGUUGCUGGUUUCACGUCCUUUCUGUGGCAAAAUCUGUUUGGCUCGAUAUAAAGGCAAAUGGUCCCGGGUGGAGAUAACAAACCUGCACGGCAGCCGGGUGCUGGACAUCUUGUUUGUGGAUGUAGGCGUUCAGGCGUCAAUCGAGGUCACUGAGUUGAGAGAGAUCCCACCUCCUACGCUGCGUGACCUCAUUUCCACCCCGACCCAGGCGCUGAAGUGUUGUCUGGCAGAUCUGCCUGUGAGCGUAGGCUCAUGGACUCCAGAUGCUGUCCAGUGGCUGAGAGACACGGCUCUCCACUGCAGUGACUGCAGCUUGAAGAUAGCUAAAGUGGAUGAGCCCAAACGCCUCGCUCAUGUUUAUCUCUUCACCAGCAAGAACUUCCACAACACAAGCUGCAGUUUAAACCAACAGCUGGCCGACUCUAAUCUGUGGAACCACCAGAAGGAUGUUUUCUUAAGCAGCCGGGGGCCCUCAAAAUCCCUCAACGCCCCGACAAACCCUGCCACCAUCCAGACCUCCAGCCUCAGCACUGAUGGACAGGAUAAAGCCCCACACACACCCAAGAGGAUGUCAUCCCCGCUGGGGAGCCAGAGUGCACCUCCCGGCUCUCCGCCUGAAAAACUGUCUCUUCCGCCACUGCUGGAGCUGCCCAAGAUUGGGCAGAAUUUGGACGUGUUUGUUUCAGUGGCAUGCCAUCCUGGGCACUUUGUGCUACAGCCAUGGCACGAUAUGUACAAACUGGUGGAUUUGAUGGGGGAGAUGAUUCUGCAUUAUAAUAAGAUGGAGGAGAAACCACUUAAAGUGGAGAAGAACCAGGUCUGUGCUGCCAAGGUGGAAAACAACUGGUACCGUGUACUGGUGAAAGGAAUCCUGACCAAUGGUCUGGUGUCAGUGUUUCAGCUGGACUAUGGCAAACAUGAGCUGGUGAGCUGCACCCAGCUCCGGCCCCUCACCCAGGAGUCCUGCCAGCUCCCCUUCCAGGCCAUCACUGCUCAGCUGGCUGGUACACUUCAUUUCCUGUUAGAAAGGCUCUUUCAUUUAUUGAAAAGGCUGUUUUAG
Messenger RNA from Sinocyclocheilus rhinocerous, 4140 nucleotides. RefSeq names its product tudor domain-containing protein 7B-like. Lineage: Eukaryota; Metazoa; Chordata; Actinopteri; Cypriniformes; Cyprinidae. The record is from RefSeq and is a predicted model, not a curated record. The transcript is spliced from 19 exons. Bases 202 to 4140 code for a protein of 1312 amino acids.